CACCAUGAGCCGCAGCCCAGAGAGAAUCUCCUCCUACCGGCGUCAUUUCGAAGACACCAGCGCCACCUACCAGGUGCGGGUGUCGAGCCCCUCGCCGACCCGUCAGGACACUCGCCACCGUUCUGCCAGCUUCACCCGUGGCACCACAUCUAGCCUGCGUGCUCAGGCAGUGGGGAGGAGGACCAUUUCCACCGCCUUUAGGGCCCGCCCUGCAAGCGUGGGCACAGGCGCCAUCUGCGUGGGCAUGGGUGUGGGAGCAGGCAUUGGGGUCGCGCUCGACCUGGAAGCAGCGGCCGCCGAGAACCAGGAAUUCCUGAGCAUACGCAGCAGUGAACGCCAGGAGAUGAUUGUGCUCAAUGACAGGCUGGCCAUGUACAUUGAAAAGGUUCGAUCACUGGAGCAGCAAAAUCGCCUGCUGGAGACUGAGAUCGAGGCCCUGCAGAACCGGUUUGUGAAGCCUUCGGGGCUGCGGCGACUCUACGAAGAGCAGUUGAAGGAGAUGAAGAGGAUUGCAGAUCAGAUGAGAAUGCAACGGGACAUGGCUAUUGCUGCCAAAGAGGCUAUGGCAGGCCAGCUUGAGAUGCUGAAAGCAAAAUAUGAAGAGGCAGUGGAGCUGAGGAAGAAGGCCGAGUUGGCUAUAGAAGCUUUCCGCCCAGAUGUGGAUGCAGCCACCUCUGCUCGCAUUGCCUUGGAGAAACAGCUGGAGAACCUGGAGGUGGAACUUGAGUUUCUGAAGAGGGUGCACAAAGAGGAAAUUGAGGAGCUCAUGAAGCAAAUAUAUGGAGUGACAGCUGUAGUGGGAGUGGCCUUCUCACUUCCAGACCUUGCCACUGCCCUUAAACAGAUCCAGCACCAGUACGAUGAAAUUGCUGCAAAGAGUUUACAGGAAAUGGACACUUGGUAUAGCACAAAAUUUGAAGACCUAAAUCAGGCAUCUACAAAACAUGUGGACAGAAUUCGAAGUGUGCGACAGGAAAUCGCAGGAGCCAAAAAAGAUAUCCAAAACAAAGAACGUGACCUUGAGGCCCUGAAGAACAAGAAGGAGGCACUGGAAGCACAGAUUCGUGAGGCACAAGAAAGGCAUAAGAAGGAGCUUGAAGAGCUACAGGCAAAAAUUGAAAGUUUGCAGCUAGAACUGAAAUCUACGAAGGAGAAAAUAGCGUUACAUCUUCGGGAGUACCAGGAACUACUCAAUAUGAAAAUGGCUCUUGAGAUUGAAAUCACCACCUACAGGAAGCUGAUAGAAGGUGAAGACUCUCGGCUGGCCAGUAUAUUCUCAGGCAUAUCCCUGAUAAGCGGCAGACUGGGUGUCAUGGCUGGCGGUGUCGGCCAACUAGGAGCCAUCGAGACCUAUGCCAAGGAGCAGGCGGUGGAGAUGACCGAGAGAAAGACUGUGCUCAUCAGAACAGUUAAAACAGAGGACGACACGAUGCAGAGCGACACGCAGGAACGAACCAUCACCAUUUCUGGUGCGGCUGAUGACACAGAUGAAGACUAG
Molecule: messenger RNA, 1498 nt
Organism: Scleropages formosus (Asian bonytongue)
Lineage: Eukaryota; Metazoa; Chordata; Actinopteri; Osteoglossiformes; Osteoglossidae
Product: desmin
Exons: 11
Coding region: 5-1498 (497 amino acids)
Biological process (GO): intermediate filament organization
Cellular component (GO): cytoplasm; intermediate filament
Molecular function (GO): structural constituent of cytoskeleton
Source: RefSeq, a predicted model, not a curated record